CAUCAUGCUGAUCCCAUACAGAAGCUCUCAAGACACAGACCCGCAACAACCACACCUGCUCCUUCUUCACACUCACAUCAGCUUCUCUUAGCCCUGCUCUUCUUUUUUUCUUUUUUAAAUACUCUGCUGUGGCACAAAAUGCGAGGGGCAGCGUUGUCUGUGUUUCAGCAGAAGCAGGGGACACUAUAGGCUUGUCGGAUUACAUGUGCCUCCUUGCUGGCAUGCCUGGCGGUCACACUACUUCCAGGACCCUGGACAGCAACCGUAUCCCAUUGCUGGAAAGCUCAUCGUUGUGUUCCCAACACAAGGGGAUAAAAGUCAUCCAACUCCACUGAAAGCAUGUAGGGGGGGGCACUCUCAGUCUCUCUCUCCGCUUGGAACAUUGGGCUCAUGGAUACAUAUUAAGAAAUGAACCCAGCAGAGGUUCUACUGGCGAUUUUCCUGAUUGCUGCUCUCAUCGUGUCCUUACUUGCCAACCUCCUGGUGGUGAUAUGCUUCUUGUACAGCAGCGAGAUCCGCAAACAGGUCUCUGGGAUAUUCCUGGUAAAUUUAUCUCUGUGCAAUUUGCUCAUGACUAUCCUAAACAUGCCUUCCACUUUCCUGGCUAUCGUUAAGCACCAACAGCCCCUCGGCGACAGCCUGUGCCAAGUCAUGGGCUUUCUGGAAACUUUUCUGACUUCUAACACCAUGUUAAGCAUGGCAGCUCUCAGCAUAGACAAAUGGAUUGCUGUAGUGUUCCCUUUAAGUUACACCAGCAAGAUGAGGUAUAAAGAUGCUGUGCUUAUGAUGGGCUAUUCCUGGCUCCAUUCGCUCACCUUUCCUUUGGUCUCUUACUUCUUCUCUUGGUUAGACUACAGUAGCAUGUACGCUUCUUGCACUUUGCAUGCCAAGGAAGAGGCUGACACGAGGAGGUUCAUGGUAUUUACCAUCGUGUUCCAUGCUGCCACUUUCAUGCUCUCUCUGCUUAUUUUAUGUUUUACAUAUUUAAAGGUGUUAAAGGUGGCACGGUUCCAUUGCAGGAGGAUAGAUAUAAUUACCAUGCAAACGCUUGUUUUGCUAGUUGAUCUGCACCCCAGUGUGAAGCAGAGAUGUCUCAGCGAGCAGAAAAGGAGAAGACAGCGGGCUACCAAGAAAAUCAGUGUUUUUAUAGGAUCCUUUGUGGUGUGUUUUGCUCCUUAUGUUGUCACCAGGUUAAUAGAACUUCUUCCCUUCGUAAAAAUAAACCGCUACUGGGGCAUUGUAAUUAAGUGCCUUGCAUACAGCAAAGCUGCGUCAGACCCUUUUGUAUACUCCCUUCUACGCCAACAGUACAAGAACGUUCUGCUGAACAUUGUUAACAGAGUUUUAAAAAGAGAACUCUACCCUUCGUCAGGCUACAACAGCUCCCUGGAUACAGAGAAUGAGUACUGUUUGCACAGACCCAGCUAAGGCCCUUCAAUUGUCUGCUGUCAUAGCAGUAACUUGGUCCUUCAGCAGAGGAACACAUCAUCAUCUUCACUUCUAUAAUAUAAAAGUUGCCAUAACCAAAGGUCACAAUUCUACUUUCUACAUUUUUGUGGUCCCUCAUUGCUUCUUGGCAGAGUUUUGGAUUCAGAUUUCCAAAAGUUCCACUUUAUUUCUCCAUUUUUCUAGAAAUGAUGCCGAAAAAAACUACCAGAACUUAAUCUACCCCUGUUGUAUGCUCAGAAUUGUAGCAUGUAGCUUGGUCCUAGUAAUGACUAAACUAGCUACUAUACUAGCUACUGAACUAGUUAAUGUUGAAGCCAGGCUCACAUAACUCUCCUCAUGGUACACCUGUCUCCAUCAUUAGCUAAUGGAUAGGGAUGGAACUUGCCUAAUGGACAGAGUGUUUGAUAAGCAGCAGUCAUUUAAAACCUACCACUGGGCAUUCAGGCCCUUCAGAACUGGUUGGUAGCUUCUGACCACCCGCCUGACCAAUAUGUGGUCACAACUUGCUGAGAUAUCAGGUUGGGAAAUCCCAUUGGUCUGUACUGACCUGUUGAUGGUGUUCUUGAUCUUUCUUAUGAUCCCAAUGUUGGUCUGGGGACUAAAUAUCAGCUUGACCCACCGCAAGUGUAUUCCCACUUAAUUUAGAAACCAUUUUCAUGUCAAAUACGUUACAUGGGAAAAAAUGGCCAUGUUUUCUUAGCCUUCAAAAUAAAUAACAUCAGCCAUAGUAGACGGUGCUGUUGUGAGAGGUGGUAUAAUUCCACAGGAAAGCUACUAUAUACAAUGCAUCUUCAACAGGUUACUAUGUUUUUAUUUUCAAAUGCAUCAGUUAAUAGCACUCCUCCAUGCCGUAAAAUCUGUUUUUCAAACGAACAAAC
Messenger RNA from Xenopus laevis (African clawed frog), 2327 nucleotides. RefSeq names its product G protein-coupled receptor 78 L homeolog (gene gpr78.L). The transcript is spliced from 3 exons. Gene Ontology annotation, biological process: adenylate cyclase-activating G protein-coupled receptor signaling pathway; G protein-coupled receptor signaling pathway; signal transduction. Gene Ontology annotation, molecular function: G protein-coupled receptor activity. The record is from RefSeq and is a predicted model, not a curated record. Gene Ontology annotation, cellular component: plasma membrane; membrane. NCBI's taxonomy places the organism in Eukaryota, Metazoa, Chordata, Amphibia, Anura, Pipidae. Bases 409 to 1428 code for a protein of 339 amino acids.